Messenger RNA from Dermacentor andersoni, 5126 nucleotides. Its product is annotated as serine/threonine-protein phosphatase 2B catalytic subunit 2-like. Gene Ontology annotation, biological process: calcineurin-mediated signaling. Lineage: Eukaryota; Metazoa; Arthropoda; Arachnida; Ixodida; Ixodidae. The record is from RefSeq and is a predicted model, not a curated record. Gene Ontology annotation, molecular function: calmodulin-dependent protein phosphatase activity.
UAUGCGCAAUGCAGCAUGCAAACAGGAGUUUGUUGUUUACGCCAUUUGUGGCCGUCGUAGUGUUGUGUGAUCUUUCUUUAUCGCAGUGAUAUACUUGUCAUCCGUAUGUGUUUCGUGUAACGUGAACACCUAGGAUUAUUAACAUGUCGGCGAAUAACGCGAAAAUACCAACGACGGAACGCGUCGUCAAAAGUGUGCCGUUUCCACCUAGCCACAAGCUGACACUGAGUGAAGUGUUUGAGGCAAAAAGCGGCAAGCCACGAAUCGAAGCUUUGAAGCAACACUUUGUGCUCGAAGGGCGAAUCGAGGAGGCAGCUGCCCUACGCAUCAUCAAUGAAGGGGCCGCGUUGCUACGCCAGGAGAAGACCAUGAUUGACAUUGAAGCCCCCGUGACAGUUUGCGGCGAUAUCCACGGCCAGUUCUACGACCUGAUGAAACUGUUUGAGGUGGGCGGUCCACCUGCAACCACCAAGUACCUCUUCCUUGGGGACUACGUGGAUCGGGGUUACUUCAGCAUUGAGUGUGUAUUAUACCUCUGGGCCCUAAAGAUCUGCUACUCCAGCACGCUGUUCCUGCUACGUGGCAACCAUGAGUGUAGGCACCUAACGGAGUACUUCACUUUCAAGACUGAGUGCAAGAUAAAGUAUUCAGAGCGUGUGUAUGAUGCUUGCAUGGAGGCGUUUGACUGCCUGCCCUUGGCUGCCCUCAUGAACCAACAGUUUCUCUGCGUCCACGGGGGGCUCUCUCCAGAGAUCCACAACCUUGACGACAUUAAGAAGCUGGACAGGUUCAAGGAGCCGCCUGCAUUUGGUCCCAUGUGCGACCUGCUAUGGUCGGAUCCACUUGAAGACUUCGGCAAUGAGAAGAAUGCGGAGCAUUUUAGUCACAAUAGCGUCCGCGGAUGCUCAUAUUUCUAUAGCUAUGCAGCAUGUUGCGAGUUUCUCCAGCAGAACAACCUCCUCUCUAUCAUUCGGGCUCAUGAGGCUCAGGAUGCUGGGUAUCGGAUGUACAGGAAGAGUCAGACCACAGGGUUUCCGUCGCUCAUCACCAUAUUCUCGGCACCAAACUACUUGGACGUUUACAACAACAAAGCGGCAGUGCUGAAAUACGAGAACAAUGUGAUGAACAUUCGGCAGUUCAACUGCUCACCACACCCCUACUGGCUGCCCAAUUUCAUGGACGUGUUUACCUGGUCCCUGCCAUUUGUAGGCGAGAAGGUGACGGAAAUGUUGGUCAAUGUCCUGAACAUCUGCUCAGACGAUGAGCUCAUGACGGAAGGGGAUGACACGUUUGAAGCCGCCUAUUUACUGUCCCUAGGUCUGUCCUCGGGAACCGAAUCUCAGGAGGAUAGUGGUGCAGCGAGCGCUCGAAAAGAAGUUAUUAGAAAUAAAAUCCGAGCUAUUGGCAAGAUGGCCCGCGUCUUCUCUGUGCUGAGGGAAGAAAGCGAAAGCGUUCUUCAGCUUAAAGGACUCACACCCACUGGGACUCUGCCAUUGGGAGCACUCUCUGGCGGCAAAACCUCUCUGCGCAAUGCACUGGCGGGCUUCUCACCGCACCACAAGAUCACCAGCUUCGAGGAGGCCAAGGGUCUGGACAAGAUCAACGAGCGUAUGCCACCCCGCAAGGAUGCACCGCUGCCGCACGGGGGGCCCUCAUCACCGCAGGAGGAGCAUGGUGGCAGCAACUCGGCUGGCUCCUGAAGGGGGUCUCGCCCCCCUCCCACUGCUCUCCUUUCCUCCUCCCCUCCUCCUCCUGCCGUCGGCCCAGUUCCUCUCUCGUCAUCCUCGGUUUCCUCCUUCCUUGUUAAGUGCCUCGCUCUCGACUGCUCUUCCCACUUCCCAUCUCAUCAUCCCUUGUUGUGCACUGACGAUGCCACGGCGCAGAGUGUGUGCUGCAUGUGCGACGAGGAGACUGCUUGCCACGCGGCUUUCUCUCUUUCUCCCGGUGGGCAGCUUGCCACUCCUGCCGUUCUUUUUCUCUUUUGACGUGUGCACACCCCCUGCGUCUUUUCUCAGUGUGCAGUGCACCAUGGUUUUUUUUUUAUUUUGCGUCACUCUGCUUUUCUGUGCCCACUGUUGUGCGAUUUUCAUUUCCUGCUAAGUUAUUAUAAGUUGGUGAGUGAUAGUGAGCAGUUGUGGACUUUUUUCUUUUGUGCUGUUUCUUUUGCCUUUUUGGGAGCGCAGGUUCAGAGUGCCCUCACGAUGCUCCGCAAAGCACUGUUGUGUGUGUGUGUCUGGCCGUGGGGGCUCUUCACUGUUUGCCCUUUGUUGUUGCUGUUGUUCUGGUCACCUUUUCAGCUAGUGUAUUUUGUGCCCGGUCAAGCAGCGUCACACGGGCAGCGCGCGCACGCAUACGGGAUGCCGAAACACUGUGCUGCUGCACUGCACCGCCCCAUUUGUGUCAUAUUUUUUUACAUAUAUACACACACAUAGGUUUGUUCCUCCUUUUUUUUUUUUUUCUUUCUGUGUACAGCAACGGGCCUGUUCUGCCGCUGCUUCCCAUUCCCUUCCUCCUUGCUGUGGCUGCCCUCGUGUUCAACUUCUUGCAAAUCGUGCGUGUGUGUGUGUGUGUGUUCAGUGGAAGACGAUACAGAAUGCCGCCGCCAAUUGUGAGGGGAGGGGAUACUGUAUGAAGAAGGGGGGGGUGGGGAGGGCUCGCUCGUUCCUGUGGGGCAAUGUCGUUGGAGGGGAGCAGCUCUCGCUAUAUUGCGCAUGCGUGCCCCCCCUUCCAUGCACCACUGCUGUCAGCAGCUGUAUUGACUGCUGCCACUGAGGAAGGGAUGGUAGGUUUGCAAGCCAGGUUGGGGCAUGUCUAUGGGCCAGCCGUGCGUGCACCGUGUGCAGCGAAGCGCGGCAGUCAUUGAUGGGGUUGUGGGGAGAUGGGUGCACGCACCUGGCGAGACCCAAGGGUAACUCUAUACAUACACGAGUGUACAUAAGAGGGGGAAAAAAAAAAAAAAACAGGCCUGACACAGGGGUCACUUGGGCUGCGAUGCAAUUUUCACAUCGGGAAAUUGCCGUGCAAUGUCUCUCUUGCUCUACUCAAUUGUUUUCUUCCUUGUUCUUGCAUCUUCGCCAUGCCCUUUUCCCCCCUUUUCUUUCAUGCCCUGUAUAUGUGUCUAUAUAUAUGUAUAUAUACAUAUAUAAAUAUAUAUAUAUAUAUAUUGAUGUGUAUAUAUAUGAAUAUGUGUAUAUGUAUGUAUAUACAGAAAGCCUCCACCACCUGGAGAACCGUUUUUGAUUUCUGAUGCGCGUCCAUUCCCGAUGGCUGGUGGCAAUUUGUGAAAGAAGAACUAAUAUAUAUAUAUAAUACAUAUAAUAUUCAUAUACAUAUUAUACAUACUGCACGUGCAAAUGCUUCUCUUUUAAUUUUCUUCCUCUCCCUUUGUCUUCCUUCUCCCUGCUCUGAGAAGUCGCCUGUUUCCGUUUCAUGAUGCGGCUUAUUGUUUGGUCCUCUUCCUUAUAUUUUGUCCACUGUUGCUAACCUGUCUCUCUUCUUGCUGUCCUUCGUACACACCGGAGGGCCAACAUGAAAUGGCGUGGAACUUUUCCCUGGUACGUUGCGCCAUUUAUCUACUUCAGCCUCCCCUGCCUCUCCCCUCCACUGAUGCUGUUGUGGGAGGCCACCUGCUGCCAAACCAGCCAAGCAAUGUGUGUGUGUUGAGGAGGGAACUUGUGCAACGCCACUCAUCCAUGUUCCAGCUGGUGGUCUGUCUGGGACUGUUCCAAAUCAGAACAUGUCAGCAUUGAGUUGUAUCUUGUCAAAUAGGUAAACUUGAGAACCAAGAAAGGUGUGUGGGGAGAUCAUACAGGUGACAGCACGCAGACAGCACCUGCCCAAGUACUGUCUGGGUGGUGCUCAGCCAGAUGAAAGUUCAAGGUGGGACCCUGUUGCAGCUGAUUCUUUUUUUUUUAGUGAAGUGGUUUUCAUGGAAAUAACUGCUUCUGCGCAUUAAUGUAAGGUCUAAAUGUGUAGCCAUACUCCAUGCUGAACUCUUGCCCAGUGAAUAUUGUCAAGGCUUGUCUGUUUCGAUGGUUGUGGGAAGCGCAAGAUAAUGUUUUCUGGCAGGCAGCAUUUCUUGUGCUGCCGUGCCUGAUCUAGUCUUUCUGUAAUGGUUUAUGGUCUUGUGGCUCCGUAAAGUCUAAAACUGGACAAGGACUGGAAAAGUAGCACACAAUGCCAGUUAGGCACUUGUGCUCCACCUCUGCUUGUCUAACGUGAGAACAUUAAGCAUCUGCUAGUUUCCAAUGCAGGGGAACGAACAUCAUAUUUGAAGGUUCUGUGUAAUUGUUUAGGCAUGGGGGCUGUGCACUGGCUUCUGCCUUUUCGACCAUCUUGCAGUGACUUGCUGUUUACCUUGGUAUUGGCAAAUGGCCAAGUAAGUUGUCGCACCACAAUUCAAGUGGGGUAGUCUCACGAGUCAGGAUUCGCUGUGUUUCGUGUGGGUGACUGGGGUUUUGCUUUAAUCAUGCUACAUUGGACUUGCUCAAGGCCAUAUGCACACUCCUGCCUGCACGGGCCUAAUUGAAUGGUUGCAAGUGUUUUCAAUAUUUUGUUUAAUGAAACGGUGGCAGAGUCCCUCGCACGCCACACGCAAGAGUUUUCGCUCAAACUUUAUGUAAUGUAAAAGUAGGCAAAGUCUGGUGCAUCUCGUAAUGCUACUGUGGCGGUGAGGCACUCGGUGUGCAUGUCCUUGCACGGGCUACAGCAUGACCAGCUGUGUUCCCAGGCUGUCUGCAAGCUAGGCUGCAGUGGCCGCACCUUAGCCUGGGUGUCUAGUGGAGGGGUGUGGCAUGGAUUUGGGGACUUUCUUGCUGACAGGGGGGGAGAAAAUGUUCUGCUCUGCGCGUUUUGAGAAAUACGCACAUUCAUGUUUAAACAAAAAUCUCUCUUCUUGAUAUUUCCAAAAGCUCUCUCGCUCUCUGGCGAACUGUCUUAUCGAAUUCCCUCAGGAGUGACGGCCUCAUUGUUUUCGGCAGCGCGGAAGACAGAGGCACGCUUAUGUGGGCGUGUAAUAACCCAUCUGUUGUGCAAUAGUUGUACACACACACACACAAGAAAAUUGUAUCUGUUGUAAAAAAAAUAAUGACUGGUUUAUGUUGAAUAAAAAUGAAUUAUGAACUUCA